Messenger RNA from Ailuropoda melanoleuca (giant panda), 1544 nucleotides. Its product is annotated as death domain-containing membrane protein NRADD. Gene Ontology annotation, biological process: Rho protein signal transduction. Gene Ontology annotation, cellular component: cell surface; plasma membrane. The record is from RefSeq and is a predicted model, not a curated record. Gene Ontology annotation, molecular function: nerve growth factor binding; coreceptor activity; death receptor activity. The transcript has 5 exons. Lineage: Eukaryota; Metazoa; Chordata; Mammalia; Carnivora; Ursidae. The coding region runs from base 37 to 1233 and encodes 398 amino acids.
ACCUGGCCUAGUUUUGUAGCUGCUUCGCCUCCGAGUAUGCGUGCGCGCGGCGGCUCCGCCUGCCCAGGCCACCGUCCCGGGCUAGCGUUCCCGGCCCAGAAGCCUUCCAGGGCGACUCGUCCCCUCCGCGUGGGCUCAGUUUCCCCAGGCGCGCCGCCCCUGUCCUCGGGGACUCCGUCCGCAGAUCCUUCCCGGCGGGUAGUUCUCCCGGUUCAGCGCGCCCUCGCGACGCCUCCGCACGUGUGCGCGUCCCUGCGCGGGGCGGGGCCGCGGACGGCCGCGCCNCCGCCCAGCCCCGCGCCUCGCCGGAGCUGGCCUCCCCAGGGACUGCACGCAGCCUUCCCGGCUGGCCCACGAGAGCCUGGCGGCGCAGAGGCCCGAGUCCCGCCAGCCCGAGUGGAUCCUGGGAGCCGCGGAGGGGCGGCCGCCGCAGCCGAUUUUGGACUCAGAGGAGAAGUCUCCCAGCUCCUUUGCCUGAGUGUUGCCAUGACACUCCAACCCCUUCUCCAAGAGAUGCAGUCCCUGGGAGCACUGCUAGCUGGCAGAGCCAUGCUUCACAACUCCAGCCACAGGGAAGGCAUGGUCCAUGUGGAUAAGACCCAGAGAGUACAGGACAGGGAAGGGGUAUGGGUAGGGGGAGCUCUGGCCCCCAAUACCUCUUCCCCAUUCCCCCCUGAGCCUCCAGGGGCCUCAGGCAGCAUUAUCUUGGUCUACUGUGCCCUCCUGGCCGCCGUGGUCCUUGGUCUGCUCGCCUACGUGGCCUUCAAGUGCUGGCGCUCACAUAAACAAAGACAGCAGCUGGCCAAAGCUCGGACUGCAGAGCUGGGGGCCCUCGACAGGGACCAGAGGCACGGGGACAGCAUUGUCUUCCUGGACAAUCCCAGUGGUCGGGAGCCCUGCGCCCCCAGCCAGGGGCCACAUCCUGAACGUGGCUGCCGGCUCUUCGUUCAUCUCCCUCGGCAGCAGCAAGAGGAAGUGGAGCGGCUCCUGGAAGUGUCAGGCGAACCCGACAAGGGCUGGCAGGGCCUGGCAGGCCGCCUGGGCUACCAGGCUGACGCCGUGGAGAUCAUGGCCCGGGGCCAGGUGCCAGCCUCCACCCUGCUGAGGGACUGGGCUGUCAAAGAAGGCAGUGGUGCCACCCUCAGGGUGCUGGAGGGUGCCCUGGCUGCCAUGGGCCGUGAAGAUGUGGUCCGGGUUCUGGGCCCCCCGGCUGAGGGCUGCUCUGUGGUGUGAGUGACGCCACCACAGACCCGCCUCUCAGGGAACCCGCUUUGGUGCUCCCCUCCACCCGAACACACUUUCCCUUCUAUGAGCUUCCUGGCAUCGGUGGCCUCAGCCUGCUCUGUUGGGAGGGAACACGGAAGAGCCGGCCACCACUCACCUCCCCUUGCCCUACCUUCCUCGAGAACUGGGACCAGGACAUGGGGGGACUUAGCAGUGAGGAGUGGCCCUGCCCUCCUCUUCUCCACUCCACCUUCCCUUAUUUAGCCUCAACUGGUUUUUCUACUUUUGUAUCUCCUAUUAAAGGCAAUUUUGGACUACUG